CAUAACAGUCUUGGGGUUUGGAGUGUAAGCAUUUUGUGGCAAAACAAUGUCUUCGUUUGAAGUUUGCUUGAAAGGUGGAGGACCUUGGGGAUUUCGCUUACAUGGUGGAAAGGAAUUUGGAACUCCUCUACGUAUCUCCAAACUUGAGCAAUACGGAAAGGCUGAAGCUGCUGGCUUGAAACUUAAUGAUGAAAUUUUAGAAAUAAACGGAAGAGACGUUGGAAAACUUUAUCACACAGAAGCUCUAGUUGUUGUAAAAAAGGCAGCUAAUGAACUAAGGAUGGUUCUUUACAGAUCAUCAGCAAAUUCGAGUGGGCAAGAAAAAAUUGAGUAUAAGCAAGAGAAUACGUAUGUGGACACAAACCGCCCACCAGCAUACAAUGACUAUCACAAUUACACACAUGAGGGAUACACUGAUAAAGAGAGAAAAUCUAGCGAAUGGUCGCCAGACAUUAUCAAUGACGUUACAAGGAUCCCAGACCCUAUUGCAAUAGAGACAGGUCCUGGGCAAUAUGUCACAGAGGACCCCCUUGAAGAUCCUGAAGAGAGAAAAAGAAAGGCUCCGCAGGCUCCAACAUCACCGCGUGGAUUUGAAAAGGUGCAGCCAAGUGGAAGGGGUAGGAGAAGACUUACAAGCAGUGGAAACUCUUCUUUCGAAAUGUUUGAAGAUCGCAAGCCCGAAAACGUUGCUGUAGAUAUGCCGUUUAUUUCUACAGUAAACAGUGCGCUAAGACAUCUCCAAUCCAACAGAGCUGAAGCAGAUCCAGAUUAUCGCAAGUCAUAUACUUCAUCUCUUCCAAGAUCGCUUGGUAAAAAGUCAAAAACAAUGGAGCAAAAUCGGUCUGCGACGCUUCCUCGAAAUUUAAAAUCGGAUGAGAAAGGAAAACCAGGCAGUGUCCCAAAUUGGUACAAAGAGAUGCAGAAGGAGAUUAAUAAAAGCAUGGAAGGACAGUCUCAUUUGGGUCGCCUCCUCACUGCCGACGCUGCGAAGGGGGCUUUCAGGCGCUACGACGGUGCAUCGUCCCCUCGACACCUAUCACCGAAUUCAAGCCAAAGACGACCUCGGCCUAAAUCAAUUCACAUCGAUCGGUUCCAGUUUGACAAUGAAAGCGUACCCGAGAGCGCCAAGACUAAAGACGAUAUGAGCAAGAACUCAGCAAUGACUAAUCUGGAAAAAAGAGAGAAACGCCAUUCGGUCCAUUCAAAUUGGUACAGAGAGUUUCAGAAAGGUGGUCAGAUUCCGGCUGCCGGAUUAGCUGCAGAGCCCGACGAAGCAUCCGCUGUCAAACCUGUCCAUGCGCGUUCUAGAUCAAGCGAUGAUAUUUUGUCCGGAAAUAAGGGUAUGCCAUAUCAGGCUCCUGAUCAGCGAUCCCCAGAUACCAGAUUCACAAACCCAGCGAAAUUUGAAUAUAAUAAUCCACCAGAUUUCUUAGAACUGCGCAAAAAGGCUGAAGCAGAAGGGGCGCUGCGGGAGGAAAGAGAGCGCGAACUGAGAAUGCUGCAGGAGGAGCGUCGAAAAUGGCUUGAGGAGGAGGAGAAAUUGAAGGCAAUGAGCUAUGAUGCAAGGAAGAAAGCUGAAGAGGAAAGACGAGAACAGGCAAGGUUGAGGGAUGAGCAAAUGAGGAUUCAGAGGGAAAAAGAAAUUCAGUUGCAGAGAGAAAGGGAAAUGCAACGAGCUCUAGAAAUCGAAGAAAACAAUCGCAGAAAAAUGGAAGCCAUGGUGCAGCAGAACAAUGCAAAAAAUGAAAUUCUAGGCGAGGCAAAAGCAAUCUACACCUUUCGCAGUCAAUCACCAGCCGAGAUUAGUUUCAAGAAAGGUCAGUUAAUUACGGUUUUCAGACAAAUAGACGAGAAUUGGUACGAAGGCGAAGUUGACGGUCAGGUUGGAAUAUUCCCAGCCAACUAUAUUCAGAUAAUUGAAACUAAAGAAGCACCUCCAGAGGAAGAAGAAGACGCAGGAACGAUUCAAAUAGAGGAGGGUAUCGCAAGGGCAAAGUACAAGUUUCAAGCAGAGAAUGACAAAGAGAUUUCUUUCAAAAAGAAUGAUAUGAUCACGUUGUUACGAAAACUUGAUGAUAACUGGUAUGAGGGUGAAAUUGAAGACCAGAUUGGGAUAUUUCCAGUUAACUACGUUGAAAUCUUAAGAGAGCCGAGAAUCAUCAAAAGCGAAGUCGCCCCGGCCAUGUCUGGUGAAUUAGUAAAAAGCAGCGAAAAACCGAAACAGAUAGCUAGAGAAGAAAAAAGAGAAUUAAAUCUUACGAAUGGUGGACAUCGCGAGGAAAAGAAACCAGUGCAGCAACAGGUACUGGAAACAGAGCCAUCACAAAGUAUUCACAGCGGAAAGGUUGUCAACAAUAGAAACGAGCCCGAGAAAACGCCUUUAGUCAAAAAUGAACCCAGCGGAGAAAGAAAUCGAGCCAUUUAUGGGUAUGCGCCAAUGAGUGAAGACGAAAUCGAAUUAUUUGAAGGUGACAUUGUUUUUGUUCUUGAAAAAUGCGAUGAUGGUUGGUUUGUUGGUGUUUGUGAGCGAACUGGGAAAUUUGGCACGUUUCCAGGAAAUUAUGUAGUUCCUGUGUAAUGCAUGGUGAAACACAGUUCGAUACAGAUUGGCUGUUUUUGGUUGUAAGCAAUCGCAGGCCACCGCCACGUCAAAUUGUGAUGUAGUUUUAAGCAUUUGUACUGUAUACUUUAAAUUGUUAAAUGCACAUGUAUUUUUAUGGCUUUUAUUUCGUAUUUUUACUUCAAAUAACAAUGUAUGUUUAUGCUGAAACAUCUGUCGAUAUUUUGAUUUUAUCAAAGCAGUGUUUGUAGUAAUAUCAUUUAGGAAUAUCAGUUUUUAGUUGAGCAUAACGUAAGAUGGCCUAAUAAUCUUGAUGUCAAAAUGUUAACAACAUUUUCGUAUCCUCUGCCUUGAUAAAUGCCAAUAUGGCUAUCAUUUGUAAAAUUACAAAUAUUUAACUGGUUGAUUGUAGGGUUAUUGCGUGAUAUUUGACAAUGAUGGUAUUUUGAGCAUGUUUUGUAGAGAUUUAUAAAAAUUUCUUUUUUCCAUUGUCACUGAUUUUGCAUGACGAAACUAUAAAUUCUGAAUAGUUUACUAUCUUAAUUUAAGUUAUACAGUCGUUUAAUUAAAUAUGGGUAUUUUUGUAGUUCUAAAAAGUAUGAAAGCUUUGCAAUUUCACACGAAAAGUCAGAAACAAUAGAACCAAGAACUUUUCUUGAAAGUUACAUAGAUAUCUAUAACAUCAAGUGAUGAUCUUAAGUCGCUAAACAUUUCGUAUGGUGAUUUUUGCAAAGCAACUUGUGAAUCGCGGAAGAAGUCAUUAGAACCUGGUAAUUUAGUGACUGUUAUUGGCUGUGAUUUGUAACUAGUGAAAAUCCAAGAUUAUGCUGUUUCUUUACAAA
Molecule: messenger RNA, 3402 nt
Organism: Rhopilema esculentum
Lineage: Eukaryota; Metazoa; Cnidaria; Scyphozoa; Rhizostomeae; Rhizostomatidae
Molecular function (GO): protein binding
Source: RefSeq, a predicted model, not a curated record